This is a messenger RNA of Pristis pectinata (smalltooth sawfish), 704 nucleotides long. RefSeq lists its product as uncharacterized. Bases 59 to 673 code for a protein of 204 amino acids. The transcript has 5 exons. Lineage: Eukaryota; Metazoa; Chordata; Chondrichthyes; Rhinopristiformes; Pristidae. The record is from RefSeq and is a predicted model, not a curated record.
AAUAAAUUGAGGAAGCUCCAGCACUGCCCUUGUGUCUCUUUAUUGGGAAUUGGUAACCAUGAUGGGAGCCUCAGGAAGCCUGGCUGUGUUCAUGUUGAUUGCUGGCUUGUGUAAUUCACAGCUUGUUGUAGACUACAGCAUUGUGCCCUACAGUGGUGACCUGUCACGCUUAGCUACCCUGGUGUGGUUACGUCCUGCCCACUGCCUGUUUGAGACCUGGGCUGCACAGAGAUCUGACUGGAUGGUCAGUCCUCAUUCUUCAAUAUCCAUUGUUGUUGAUAUUUUGAGAGAAGUGGACAAUGGCACUUUUGCCCUGCCCCAUAAGUACCCUGUGCCUCGUUGCAAUUACUUCUCUUCUGAAUCACCAGAGGCUGCCUAUCAAAUGGGACCCAGAAUUGUUUGCAAGAAUGGUUCCUGCAUUGAGGAAGUAUUGCCAGGACAGGCCUUCAGAAUUCGCUACAUACUUCAGGAUAUGUCUGGAAAAUCUUUGAUUCAGACACGGUGGUCUGACUCCAUCCUGACAAGAAAUGACCCUCCAAGCUACCUCUCUAUCCAGGUGUGGGAUGCUGGAAUGCGAUCUGGUAACAUGAUCGUGAUUACUGUGCUCCUGACAACUGCCCUCCUCAUCUUGGUUGUUGGAUUUGCUGCCACUAUAGCUGCUGGUUGGAAAUGAAAUUUAGUGGUAUGGCAAAUAUUUUGUUUUC